This is a messenger RNA of Phycomyces blakesleeanus NRRL 1555(-), 474 nucleotides long. RefSeq lists its product as hypothetical. NCBI's taxonomy places the organism in Eukaryota, Fungi, Mucoromycota, Mucoromycetes, Mucorales, Phycomycetaceae. The coding region runs from base 1 to 216 and encodes 71 amino acids. The record is from RefSeq and is a predicted model, not a curated record. The transcript is spliced from 2 exons.
AUGCUUCAAUUGGCUCUUCGUGACCGUCUUACGUUCUUGACUGCUAAACUGACUAGCCAGCCCAAGCCUCCUGCUAUGACCGACACAAUCAAAAGCCCAAGCGACCUGUCUGCCUUUGAACGAACCUACGUCUCAUUCCCGGAAUUCAUCGAUCCCACACCAGCACAAGAAAGCACAUUAAUCAAACAACAGCAACAACAACAACAACAACAAUGACAGCUCCGGUAGCCAAACUUGUCAAUCGAAUUCCUAUCUUUUCUUUUAUAUAUUAUCAUUAUCAUUAUCACCGCUUUCUACUUUCCUUCAAUUGUACAGAUUGAACAGGAAAGAAUCUCUCACCACACCUACAAAUACGAUUACACACAGAGACAUUAUAAAUUCACAGACAAACAAACAAUAACAACGACAGUAAGAACAACAAGAAACGAAGGACCAGAAGAAAAUAAUGAAGAAUAAAAUCAAGAAUAAGAAGGG